Molecule: messenger RNA, 1474 nt
Organism: Phyllostomus discolor (pale spear-nosed bat)
Lineage: Eukaryota; Metazoa; Chordata; Mammalia; Chiroptera; Phyllostomidae
Product: lamina-associated polypeptide 2, isoforms beta/gamma-like
Source: RefSeq, a predicted model, not a curated record
AUGGUUGUCGUCAUCUUGGAUGACGGGUCACAUGAGAGCCCCACCAUCUUGGAACUGGGCAAGGGGUAUAAGUGGCUGUCGAACCCCAGACUGACUCAGUACCAGGGCAUUCUCCAAGGAAACCCGAGGGUGCAUGUUAAGACCAUAAAACAAGUCAAUCCAGCCACCUACCUACCAGCAGAACUUGGAGAGCUGGACCAUGACUGUCUUGAAGUAACUGAAGAGGUCCACGCCAGCUGGCCAGACCUCCAGGACCAGCCCCUGUACCAGCCCCUGUACCAACCUGAUGUCACCCACUACAUGGAUGAAAGCAGCUAUAUGGUAAAGGGCAGGAGAGUCACCGGCUUGGCCGACCAAAAACAAACAAACAAACAAACAGCCACAACAACAAAUAGCAAAAUUUUUAUCCACUUGGGAAUCCACUUGGGAGCACCCCUUAGAGAUGAUUUAACUGUAACAGAGCUCACUAAUGAAGAUGUUCCAGACCAGCUUGCGAAGUAUGGGGUGAAUCCUGGCCCUAUUGUGGGAACAACCAGGAAGCUAUAUAAGCAAAAGCUGUUGAAACUGAGGGAACAAGGAACAGAAUCAAGACCUUCUACUCCUUUGCCAACAAUUUCUUCUUUGGCAGAAAAUACAAAACAGAAUGGAAGUAAUGACUUUGACAGGUACAGUGACGAGGAAGACCCUAAAAUAGAGGUCAAGCUUGAGAAGAGAGAACCACUAAAGGGCAGAGCAAAGACUCCAACACUCAAGCAAAGAAGAGCUGGACCCAAUCAGAGCUAUUCCCAAACUGGGAUAACUGAGAUUGAGUGGACAAGUGGAUCUUCAAAAGACAGACCUCUGUAGGCAUUAACUAGGGAAGCCACAAAAGGGCUGAGAAGAACUCUGAGGAAAAGGGUGGAUACUUCAGAAUAUUUUUGUAUAGAUGGUACAAUAAUUUCAGAGAGUACUCCUAUACCUGAAACUAUAAUGGCUUUAAGCAACGAAAUCUUAGUUGUCAACAGGGUGACUGGAAAUUUCAAGCAUGCAGCUCCCAUUCUACCAAUCACUGAAUUCUCAGACAUACCCAGAAGAACACCAAAGAAACCACUGACAAGAGCUGAAGUGGGGGAAAAAAAAGAGGAAAGAAUAGAAAGGGAUAUUCUUAAGGAAAUGUCUCCCUUCGAGGCAUCUACACCAAUAGGAAUUAAUGCUAGUUGCCACAGAACAACCAAGGGGGCUGCAGACCAACUCAGUGAUUUCAGGAUGGAGGAAUCUUUUUCAUCUAAAUAUAUUCCUAUGGAUGUUCCCUUGGCAGAUGUCAAGUCAGAACAUUUAAUCUUGUUGAAGAUAUCAAUACUAGCCAAUGUGAUCUACAGAUUCAAUGCAAUAAUCUCAAUAACAACUUUUGAAAAAAUAGAAAAACCCACCCUAAAGUUCAAAUGAAAUCUCAAAUAUCCCAGAAUAGCCAAAACAAUCUUGAAAAAGAAAAAAG